AUGAAGGGGAGAAAGGAACCAAAAUCUUCGACUGCAACUGUUAGUCUAACAAAAUCCUUUUCAGUUGCUUCCACAUCUAUAGUGAAGAAGAGCCUGAAAGCUCCAUUCGGUAUUAUGUCUUAUUCAUUGUCUACAAUGUCUAAGAAUACACCAAGAGGUGAAGAUGCAGAGCAAGUGUUAGAGUCAGGCGAGAGUGAGUCGUCAUCAGGAGAUAAGGAAGAAGAUUUAGCAAGUCCGAACGUUAUGGCCAAGAGCAUUGCAGGACUCCUAACAACAGCCAGUAUGUAUGUGGGAAUUGGUGAUAUUCAACAGGCAGAACAGAUGGGCGACGAAGAUGUCAAGGGUGAAAGUGAUGAUGAAAGUGCUAAGCAGGCCGAAGUCAGUGGCGGAAGUGACACUAAAGACGCUGAAGCUGAAAAGUUUACAGAAACGACAGAUGAUAUGGGUACCAGUAUGACAGGAACUCACUCGGCAACCGAUUCAAGGAGGUCAACAUUAUUUGAGUUAUCUAUAGUUCCUAAUCAUGACACACACUCUAUUCAUACCACUAAGUCUCGGAAUAGAGCGUCAAAGAUUAUGUCCAAGUUAAAAAGCAAGUUUAAUUUGGAUGAUGAUGAACAGCUUACAAAAGAAUAUUCAUGUUGGUUGCUAAAAAAUGUGCUAAUACAAGGUCAUAUUUACCUAACAUCUAAGAAUUUGUUGUUUUUUGCCUUUCUAUACAAAUCUAAUGGAUCAGCAAAGUUAACUGGCAGUUUGUCCAUCUACAACAAUAGUAUAUCUAUUAGCGGUAAACCUACUCGCUAUUGGGCUGUACUGAAGGAUCAUACUUUAUCUUUGUAUAACUCCUCCACAGAUCUUUACUUCCCUGUUUUGACUAUCGAUUUGCGUUAUGUCACGAAGGUGCAGCAAUGCAAGAAAAAUGGACAAGAAACGAAAGAGUUCUAUAUCGUUACUGAGAAUAAGACAUAUAGUUUUUAUGCCGAUAAUGGACAUUCUGCCAGAUCGUGGGCUUCUAGCUUGAAGAAACAAGUUUUUACGACUCAAAACUCGGAAAAUGAUUCCAUCAGUAUCAAGAUCCCGUUGUGCAAUAUAGUUGACCUUGAGGACCAAAUUAUUGUUGAACAAGGAUUGACUUUACGUGUCAGGGUGAUGGAAUCCUAUGAUUCUUUUGCACUAGAUGAUUACUUCUUCAUGUUUUUUAAUAAUUCUGCAAACCAAUUAAAAGAAAUUAUUAGAGUUCAAUUGCUGAAUCUGGAGAUGUUGGGCUCGCAAGUUAUGAUUAAUUAUAAAAGGGCCAGCUCUCCUGUUGAUACAAGUCGAACUGGUAGCCCCGUCAAAAAUAUGGUAAAGGAUUGGCCCAGAGGUAGGGGUAGUGAAAGAACAGAAUCUUAUUCCACUCAUCUAUUAUUAGGCAUGCUAUCAUCGCCAACAAGAAGAGAUGAAGGUAAUCUUACCAAAUCACAAACCUCACCUCGAACACCCUCAAGGGUUAAACAAACUUUCAAAUCCAUGACUGAUAGUUUGAAGUUAUCUUCCCCACGAUUACUAAGAGCAGAAGAGCCUAGUUCUCCUGAACGUCAGCGACGUACAGAUGACCCAAUUCCCAUAUCCUUUACUCAAGCUAAUGAAGGAAGUUCACUUGACCAGUCUUCUGAUGUUUUAAGAUCCAAGCUGAGCUAUUGGAAUCCUAAGUCUUUAAACAGACUGCGUAACAUGUGGAAUGCUCAACCAGUUCAUUAUGCUACUCACGAAGUAAAUUUGUUUUCAAAAGAUGAUGGUUUAACCAUCACUGAUAGAUCGGAACUGCAGGCAGCCGAUAAGAGAUUCAAAAAUCAUUUUUCACUUACCAAUGAAGAAACCCUCAUAGCCUCAUACUAUACUUAUUUGAAUAGAAGUGUUCCAUUAUAUGGGAAAAUUUAUUUGGGCAAAAAUGUCAUGUGCUUUAGGUCGUUAAUUCCUGGAUUCAAAACAAAAAUGAUAUUGCCAUUAGCUGAUGUAGAAAACUGUUAUAAAGAAAACGGUUUUAGAUUCGGAUACUUUGGACUAGUUGUUGUCAUUCAUGGGUACGAAGAAUUAUUCUUCGAAUUUGCGUCCCAAAAAUCUAGGGAUGAUGCAGAAUUCGUUAUAUUGAAAAUCAUAGAUGCUUUUGCACCUAUUGAAGACAUUGAAAGGGAUGCCAGCGGGCGUCAACAGGCUGUUGGAGCAUCCAACUUACAAGAUGCCACGAAUGAUGCCAAACUAAGAUUAUUUGAAGACAAAAUUAGUUCUGUCGGAUAUGAUAUCCCUAUUAUGGUUGAAGACAGUCCCUACUACAAAACUAAAAUUACUCCAAAAAAAUUCUAUACUUUUGGGUUGUUAACCAUUGGAUCUAGGGGUGAUGUUCAACCUUAUAUCGCAUUGGGUAAAGGGCUUGUAGAAGAGGGCCACAAGGUAGUGAUUAUUACCCAUAAAGAGUUUGGUGAUUGGGUCACCUCCUAUGGGCUUUGGUUUCGGAGUAUCGCCGGUGAUCCAGCCGAGUUGAUGGCUUUGAUGGUUCAACAUGGUUCUAUGAAUGUAGGAUUGAUCAGAGAAUCAGCCACUAGAUUUAAGGACUGGAAGAGGGAUUUAUUAACGACUGCAUGGGAUGCAUGCCAAGGGCUAGAUGUUUUGAUCGAAUCUCCAUCUGCAAUGGCUGGAAUCCAUAUAGCGGAGGCUUUACAAAUCCCCUACUUUAGAGCAUUCACGAUGCCAUGGACUAAGACAAGAUCAUAUCCACAUGCUUUUAUUGUUCCUGAUCAGAGAAGGGGAGGUAAUUAUAACUACUUCACGCAUAUCUUAUUUGAAAACAUUUUUUGGAGGGGAAUUAGUGCCCAAGUAAACAAAUGGCGGGUUGAAACUUUGGGCUUGAAGAAAACCAACUUGGAGUUUUUGCAGCAAUCUAAAGUUCCAUUUAUUUACAACAUGUCUCCAAAAGUUUUCCCACCAAGUGUUGAUUUUGCGGAGUGGAUUAAGGUGACUGGUUACUGGUUUUUAAAUGAAGGCAGUAAUUAUAGUCCUCCCAAAGAGUUAGCAGAUUUCAUUAAAAAAUCUCGUGAAUCAGGCAAACCGCUAGUUUAUAUUGGGUUUGGAUCAAUUGUUGUCAAAGAUCCUGCCAAAAUGACAAUGGCCGUUGUUGAGGCUGUAGUAAAAGCUGAAGUUUGUUGUAUUCUAAACAAAGGCUGGUCCGAGCGUUUGGGCAGUCCCUCACAAAGAAAAAUAGAUAUUGAACUCCCAGAUUGUGUUUACAAUGCAGGAAAUGUCCCCCAUGAUUGGCUAUUCCCGCAGAUGGAUGCUGUAGUACAUCAUGGAGGUUCUGGUACAACAGGUGCAUCUAUGAGAGCUGGGGUACCAACCGUUAUCAAACCAUUUUUUUGGCGACCAGUAUUUUUACGCCAACAGGAUUGA
This is a messenger RNA of Eremothecium cymbalariae DBVPG#7215, 3423 nucleotides long. RefSeq names its product sterol 3-beta-glucosyltransferase (gene ATG26). Gene Ontology annotation, molecular function: hexosyltransferase activity; UDP-glycosyltransferase activity. Lineage: Eukaryota; Fungi; Ascomycota; Saccharomycetes; Saccharomycetales; Saccharomycetaceae. The record is from RefSeq and is a predicted model, not a curated record. Bases 1 to 3423 code for a protein of 1140 amino acids. The transcript has a single exon. Gene Ontology annotation, biological process: carbohydrate metabolic process.